AGAUUAAUGAAAUGAAUAAAUGAAUAUUUGACAAAUUCUAGUCAUUAAAAGCCAGAAGAAGAAAAAACAAAGAAACACAGAGGAAUAAGGUCGCUUUGAUUAUACUUUUCCUUCUAUCCAAUCCCCCCACCCACCAUCGUUUGUUAUCAUCUCCAAGCAAAAAAUAAAAAUAAAAAUUAAUGUCUGCAAAAAUCUGCAUGCAGUAUCAUAUUCCAAAAUCAUAGUGGGAACCUUAUCAUCACCAUAAAAAAAUAAAUUAAAAAAAAAAAGGUAGCAGAGCGAAUAUGGGGAGAGAGAAAGAGCAGGACCAAGAACAAAAGCAGCAGCCAAAAUCAUCGUUUAGAAGCAAAGCAGCGCAUCUUGUAUCUGGUAUAACCACUGUUUUACUCAACCCCAUCUCUGAUAAACCCUCAAGAACUCCACCACCACCAUCUUCUCAUGAUGAAUUGAAUAACUCCGAAGACAGCCAUUCAGAUGCAGAGGAGGAUCGAAAGGACGAUGUCGAAGGUCCCGAUACAUCUUCGUUUACCGCGUUUCUGUAUUCACUCUUAGCUUCGGAAUCGCAUCGCAACCCUAAUAUAGAUCGAAGAACCGAUUCCCGCGAAGAUGAGUUCAAGACAUCAUCGACAGCUACUAAAGAAGACGAAAAAAAGAAAAGUUUAAUGUCGAGGGGUAAACAGUCCAUCCGUAAAGCAUUCAAUCAAGCUGCUAAAAUCGGGGGGCUUCGGAACCAAGCCCCCACUAAAGGUGGUUCCAAUAUGCCAGCUGGCGACGGAAGUGGGGACCAUGGAAUCGCCAUGAUAACUUUGAACGAGUCACUGUCCUCCUCACAGAAUCUUGUGUUACAUCUUCCGGAAACUUCUGAGCCGUCUUUGCUUUUGUCUGAAAAGACUCGGAGUUUUCUUUACGCUGCUCUCCCUGUGGUUGUACAGGGUCGGAAAUGGGUUCUAUUAUAUAGUACUUGGAGGCACGGUAUAUCCCUUUCAACUUUAUAUCGAAGAAGUCUGAUUUGGCCCGGCCUCAGUCUGCUGGUUGUCGGGGAUCGUAAUGGUGCAGUAUUUGGCGGCUUGGUCGAGGCACCGUUGAGACCGACGAAUAAGAGAAGGUAUCAGGGAACUAAUGAUUCAUUUGUUUUCACUGAUACCUCUACACAACCUCAAUUAUUCCGUCCUACAGGUGUGAAUCGCUAUUACACUUUGUGCUCAACGGAGUAUUUGGCCAUGGGUGGGGGUAGUCAUUUUGCACUCUAUUUGGACGGAGAUUUAUUGAGUGGAUCGAGUUCGUCUUCAGAAACCUACGAUAACCCUUGUUUGGCACACUCCGAAGAUUUCGAGGUGAAGGAAGUUGAGCUAUGGGGUUUUGUAUACGGUUCCAAGUACGAAGAAACGAUUGCCUUGUCACGAACAGAAGUACCGGGCAUUUGCCACUGGUAGAGAUAACGUUUGAUCACUUCAUGAACUAACUGAAAAACGACGAAACAGCUGUAUAUAUACAUAUAUAUUUGAUCGUAAACUUCUGUGAAGACUUUAUCGAGACAUGUGUUUUUUUUUUUUGUCUCUUGUAUAUAAAAACCGUUGGGGUUUUGGCUGUUAGAGUGAUGCUAUUAUUCUCUAGCCGUGCUUUUUAAUCGACAGUACUUUGUUCGUGUUGCAAGAAUUUCGAUACUUAGUGCGAGAA
Molecule: messenger RNA, 1677 nt
Organism: Erythranthe guttata (spotted monkey flower)
Lineage: Eukaryota; Viridiplantae; Streptophyta; Magnoliopsida; Lamiales; Phrymaceae
Product: TLD-domain containing nucleolar protein
Source: RefSeq, a predicted model, not a curated record